Cucurbitaria berberidis CBS 394.84 is the source of this 836-nucleotide messenger RNA. RefSeq names its product ribosomal protein. Gene Ontology annotation, molecular function: structural constituent of ribosome. The record is from RefSeq and is a predicted model, not a curated record. Gene Ontology annotation, cellular component: cytosolic large ribosomal subunit; ribosome. NCBI's taxonomy places the organism in Eukaryota, Fungi, Ascomycota, Dothideomycetes, Pleosporales, Cucurbitariaceae. Bases 85 to 534 code for a protein of 149 amino acids. Gene Ontology annotation, biological process: translation. The transcript has 4 exons.
ACACUUGCUUGGCGUCGCGCACACGAAUUUCGACUUCUCUACUUACAAUUCACGACAACACGAUCAUCAUACGAUUGAUUCAACAUGCCGACUCGUACCAGCAAAACGAGGAAACACAGAGGUCAUGUCAGUGCCGGACAUGGCCGCGUAGGCAAGCAUCGCAAGCAUCCCGGUGGUCGUGGUCUUGCUGGUGGUCAACACCAUCACAGAACCAACUUGGACAAAUACCACCCCGGUUAUUUCGGCAAGGUCGGUAUGCGCCACUUCCAUGUAAUGCGCAAUAUCGACUGGAAGCCUGUGGUGAACAUCGAUAAGCUUCUGAGCCUUAUCCCCGACGAGCACCGCGCGAAGUACCUGAGCACCUCCUCUCCCUCCGACACCGCUCCCGUCAUCAACCUCCUGGAUCACGGAUAUGCCAAGCUACUUGGCAAGGGCCGCAUCCACGUUCCAGUCGUCAUCCGAGCUCGUUAUGUGAGCGCUGAAGCUGAGAAGAAGAUCAAAGACGCUGGCGGUGUUAUCCAGCUCGUUGCAUAAAGACAGCACAACAAGAAUGCUGCAGUUGCGUAAGAGUAGCAGAUCCGGCAUGGAUACUUGCAUACCUGGGCACAGAUCCCUAUCAUCAGCGUAGUGGCUGGGCGGACGUCGUUCAUAGCAUUAGCUUGAAUGUCAUCUUGCCGAACAAACUCUCACACUUUCACAAGUGUUGUGAUCCCCCUCACAGAGGUUGCGCCUCUGACCGACCUGUGAUUCACUUAUCUCGAUAGCUAACUUACGGACUCCGUUUAGCGAGCAGCAAAUGCACAGCUGCUUCAGGUUUCAACGAUCGAGGCUCCAUU